Messenger RNA from Clupea harengus (Atlantic herring), 2313 nucleotides. It is a transcript of the gene rybpa, whose product is annotated as RING1 and YY1 binding protein a. Gene Ontology annotation, molecular function: DNA binding; transcription coregulator activity. Gene Ontology annotation, cellular component: nucleus. Gene Ontology annotation, biological process: positive regulation of DNA-templated transcription. Lineage: Eukaryota; Metazoa; Chordata; Actinopteri; Clupeiformes; Clupeidae. The record is from RefSeq and is a predicted model, not a curated record.
AUGCCUUGCCCCUAGUCGGUCACCGAGUGCAAGUCUGCGUUCAGCAGCAGUAGCGGUAUCGCACGGACACUACACCGUAAAUCACUGUACCCCCACCGCUGGAAGACAGCUUUUCCACUAUGGGCGACAAGAAAAGCCCAACCAGGCCAAAAAGACACGCCAAGCCCUCGGCUGACGACGGAUUUUGGGACUGUAGCGUCUGCACCUUCAAAAAUAGUGCCGAGGCGUUUAAGUGCAGUAUGUGUGAUGUACGUAAAGGCACAUCCACAAGAAAACCCAGGAUAAAUUCACAGCUUGUGGCCCAGCAGGUGGCUCAGCAGUUCGCCACACCUCCGCCACCCAAAAAGGAGAGGAGGGAGCGGACAGACCGGGACCGACACGAUCUUGACCUGCAUGACGACGAGCACCUGGACACGGACCACUCUGACUCAGACCGCCUCAGCAGCAUCCACCCGGACAGUGACACUGCUGAGCGCCCCCAUCGCAUGGAGGAGCUUGCGGACAGGGAGCGGAGGCUGGAGCACCUUGGGCUGGAGCGGGGUAGGGAGGUGGCCAGGGGUCGUGCGGAGCAGGACAGACAGCUGCCGGAGCGGGACAGACAGCAGCCGGAGCGAGACAGACAGCUGCCGGAGCGGGACAGACAGCAGCCGGAGCGGGACAGACAGCAGCCGGAGCGGGACAGACAGCUGCCGGAGCGGGACAGACAGCUGCCGGAGCGGGACAGACAGCUGCCGGAGCGGGACAGACAGCUCCCGGAGCGGGACAGACAGCAGCCGGAGCGGGACAGACAGCUCCCGGAGCGGGACAGACAGCUCCCGGAGCGGGACAGACAGCUGCCGGAGCGAGCUUGGCCUGACAGGGAGAGCCCCAUCCCGGUAGGACUGGAGAAGGUGCGGCCCAACAAGGCCCACACACUGCACCCGGAGCGGCGGAGCUCAGCCGGAUCAGAGGUGCCAGAGCAGGAGCCUGAGAGAGCGUGUCUGGUCAGGGAUCCGCUCAAGAAGGACAAGACCGAAAAGGACAAGGUGGAAAAGGAGCCUGCCAAGCACAGCGAUGCCGUGAAGGGGGCCCCUGUGCUCAUCAAAAAGCCCACAGCCAAAAAAACAAAACCCAGGUUAAAUAAGAAAGGCAUACCAAGUGAGAAGAAUAGUGUGAAAUCGGGGAAGUCAGCGGCAAAGAAGAAUAACAACCGUCUCCUCUCCCGACCCAAGCUGAAGAACAUUGACAGAAGCAGUGCUCAGCAGUUGGCCAUCACUGUCGGCAACGUGACGGUCAUCAUCACGGACUUUAAGGAGAAGACGCGCUCUUCUUCCACUUCCUCGUCCACAGUCACCUCCAGCGUAGGCUCGGACCUGCAGAACCACACGUCCGGUUCCGAGAGCACUGACCGGAACUCAUCCCGCGCCUCCACCCCCAGAGGAGAGCUCGCCACCAGGCACGAAGAAACGCACUGAGCGGGGGCUGGCCCCCAUGCCGGUUCCACAACCCUUAGUAUGAGCCCCUGCGCACACGGCUGACUAAGGCACUCCCAUGUGAUGGAGCAGCAGGACCACGAGGAAUGGAAGGGAGUGGGUGGCUGAUUCUGUGAUGACAUUCAAGCUCUGUAUCCUUGCCAUGCUCCCCUUGCCGUGGAGUCGACUUUUCAACAUUAUCUUUUGUGGAAAAAACAAGGAGGAUGACUGUGUACUUUUAAGCCUUAUCCUUGCCAAAUGUGUUUUAUUACUUGCUGUGGCUUUAGGCACAUUUGUUUUCCUGGGAGGACGGGAGAAACUGGAGGAGGGAUUCUCUGCCAGUUUUAUAAAUAUGUAAGCUGGUUAAGUAGUCGUUUGUGUGGCUCUGUGCAAUCUCAACACAUCUGCUAUGUCCAUCAGGGAAAGUGUGACCUCUUGUUCGUUUCAUCAUAUAAUUAAUUUUAUCGUGUAAUAAAAAAUGCCAUCCGAGUGAACACAUCAGCCGGUUUGCAUUGUUUUGGUCUUCAGGAGACGAGGCAAAAGCUGGUCCCUCUAAUUUAGCUCACUCUUAUGUGAUGUGUAUUUGCUCAGAAAUAAAUGUAUAUUAUUGCUAUCUGUGCAUCUUAUUGUUAUUUUUUAAAAACAAGGACAACUUAUUUUAUUUUAGCGUCAAUACAGUGUUGUCCUUGGUAUGAAAGACGAUAGCAUUUUCUCCUAAAUAUAUUGAAAUCAUGACGUUCUGUGUAUUUUACAGCUGUUAUUUAUUGAAUGAUCAAAGAAACCAUAUAUAUAUACACUCACUAGUUGUCUUUUGAAAUAACAAUGAAAAUUUUGAAAUAAAGAAUGCAUUAUGCUAAGUUAA